GGCUUCUGUUUAGUGGCAGUUGUCACAACCUUCCCUUCGAAUCAUCUCAAUUUGGCCCACUCCUUGCAUGAGAGGGUACCUUAACGACCGCCAAUCUGUCAUUGCAGCCUGCCCAUGAGCAAAAAACAACAAAAGCUCCUAAAAUAGGCGCCGCUAGGUCUUCAUGAUGGUCGUCAUCCCAAGGAGAUAAUACUUGCUAGCCAGGACCCCUGGUCGGCUAUAACCCCAAGGCACUCCAUAUUGAUAGGGCUAGAGUACCCGUUUUAGAUAUCAAGGUAUAGAUGAACUACCGACCGUCGUACUGCGUAUGGACUGACCACAAUGGUAAAAUCUGUCACUAAUCUAAUACUAUACUUAAUAGAAAGAUACUUAUCUUUGCUCCACCACCUUCUGUUUUUCUUUUCCUCUCUCAACUUUCACCUUGCUUACCAUUUCCCCAAUUCCACACAUCUCACUUUAUUUUCACGACAUACUGCCUUCUAUCUAUUAAUUCUAGCCUGCUUUCAACAAGACCAAGUUAGAUAAUAACAUAUCAUAUCAUGGAUAUCACACUCAUCCAGUCUCCAGAAGGAAACAUCACUGGCGCUGUAUAUUUUACUUACAAUCCAUCCCAGCCCGCUGCCUACGGGUUUCUGGCACUUUUUGCACUACUUACUCUGGCACAUAUAAUCUACAUGUUCCCAUUGCGGUCAUGGUACUUUAUCAGUUUUAUCCUAGGUGGAAUAUGCGAAACUUUUGGGUACUAUGGACGGAGUAAAUGCCAUGAUAAUAUCAGUUCUCUGGGUCCUUGGAUCCUGCAAAUGAUCCUCAUUCUCGGCGCACCAACCUUUCUUGCAGCUACUGUCUAUAUGACACUCGCGCGACUUACUGUGUCCUUAGGGGCAGAAGAGCAUUCGAUGAUCAGUCCACGAUGGUUAACAAAGAUAUAUGUUCUCAUCGAUGUCAUAUGCUUUUUCAGUCAAUUUGCUGGAGCAGGAGUUCAAGCUUCCGGUGAUGCAACAGUCAUAUCCAUUGGAAAUAAAGUCAUUCUCGGGGGUCUCAUAUUCCAAAUAAUAUCAUUUUGCUUCUUUCUAUACAUGGCUUGGCGUAUCGGAGCCCGUUUUGAACAAAGUCAAGAAAAUCAUCCGAGUAGCCUUCGAUAUCCGGAACUCGAAAACGGGUGGAAAAAAUACUUCCGAGCUUUAUACGCAGUCAGCAUACUACUUAUCAUUAGAAACUUGGUGCGGGCGAUUGAGUAUGGACAGCAGUCGAGCGGUGGAGGAUUUUCAUAUGCUACAAGGAACGAUGAUGGAACUCUCACUUAUGCCGGAGAUCGUACCGAGACAAUUGGAGAUAAAGAAGCGUUUCUUUAUAUUUUCGAUGCUGCGCCAAUGUUUCUGGUGGUUUUAAUAUUCCUGAUUGUUCAUCCGGGGAAAUUCAUUAAGAGGGCUCGUGUUGUAAAAGGGGAGAGAAUAUCAGUUACUGAAAUGGAGGCUUUGACGAAAUGAUAGAAAUCACUGCUAGAGGAAAAUGAGCAUACAGUCUCACAACAGCUACUCUAAUGGAUUGAGUAUGCAAUAGUCACUUUGUUAUUUUGUUAUUUCAUUUGUAUAUAGACUACUUCCA
This is a messenger RNA of Botrytis cinerea B05.10, 1605 nucleotides long. RefSeq lists its product as hypothetical. The coding region runs from base 540 to 1487 and encodes 315 amino acids. Lineage: Eukaryota; Fungi; Ascomycota; Leotiomycetes; Helotiales; Sclerotiniaceae. The transcript has 2 exons. Gene Ontology annotation, cellular component: membrane. The record is from RefSeq and is a predicted model, not a curated record.